AAAACCGGUGACACAUAUGCGACCUUUUUUUCAUGCGAUAUGCGCAUGGGCUUAAGUUAUCCGAUUCGGAGAGAUGCCCAAAUUUCGUACGCUUCAUGACGGAGGACAUGGACGUUGACUUAAUGUCUGGCAAUGCUGAAGUAGUUCAAAUUCAUAUAGCCAACACGAUCGAGCCAAUGGACGAUUACGCUGUUGUCAUUGACUAUUCCAAGCUGGGUCACGAUGUUUUUAAAAAGGCAAAGGAUGCAUGUCGUUACAGAUCCAUGUUUCUACACGACUACGGUCAUGUAACUUCCAGGCUAUGCUCAUCUUCCGCGUUGUGGGACAACGUCACCUAUGUACAGGCAUACCUACCCGAAAUUCACGCUUACAUGUGUCGGCUUCGGAAAAGAUGGGGCAGCGUGACAGGAUACGUAGUGGCCGGAGGCUACAGUUGUUUUUUGAAUACGCUUCCAUUACACAAAAAUAUGAAACGAUUAGUAUCCGAUGCAAAAGGUCGAAUGGCAGAUUAUAAAACUGGUUUCGAGGUACUGAGAACGUCAGCUUCCUUGAGAAUAGAAGAAGUAAGGACUUUUCAAGGUUCAACGUGUUUAAAGAACGCACAAAAUUCUUUUGAGAACGUAGGCUUCUUGACCAGCAGCGCUAAGAAAUUCUUCGAAUGCGGUUCCGUGUGCGUAGCUAGCAACUGGACUAGAUAUAUGACUUGGCGUAUCCAGGGAGAUUUGGAUUUUCUAGUUAAGUGUUACGAUCUAGUUAAUGCAACGGCAGGGAAUUCGCUAACACGAGCAACCAUAGAAGAGUGUUACGAUUCCGAACUGCGUUUACGUUAUUUUUUAUAUGGGCGUUGGCCUAAUUGUCCCGAUGCCCGUAUUACUUGGUUGCUGAAUAGUCCAAGGGAAGGAUUCAGAGGUGCAAAUGUUGAAGAAGGCACGUAUGUAUUUAGGCGACAGACUGCUGGUGAAAUGCUCAAGCUAAGCGAGCGACGACAGUUACGGCAACCUCCCAUCACCUUUAAGGAUGAGUUUUUCGGAUGGCCAUUUAUGAAGGUGGCGAUUGUUGAAAUGACGCAGUACUAUCCCGAAGAGGAAACAGACUUGGACAAGCAAGCCAAUCAAACGUUGGAUUUAAAAAUUCAUUUUUUGAUGACAAGGCUUAUCGGAUUUUCCCGAUUGAAUCACGGUUUCUCCGAUUAUACUUUUCGUUUUGUCGAACAUGCUUUUUCUAGACGAGCUAUACAAACCAUGAUAUUAAAACAAGGCAAAGAUCAGAUGGAAAAAGCUUACAUAAGUGGUGUUGUUCCAGUGUCGACUCUUGUUAAGAGUAUAUUGAAUCCCAAUACAAAAACAGGCAUGUUAAUCAGAAGCACCGUAUAUCUACCCGAACCCAUGGAUCAUUGGCAAAAUGUAAUUCGGAAUUUCGUAAAAAAACACGUUCAAGUAUUCCCGAUGGCUUUGCUGAGCAAAAAAGCAUCAUCAACGUUACAAAUGGUACGAGAUUCGGGACCCAACAGUUAAGGAAAAAGAAGAGGCACAUACGCUCGAUCCCGAAUAUAUCAAAUGCCUCAAUCUCAAGCAGUUUCAACCAAAAAAGAUAGACAGAAGAUUAUUAAAUUUAAAGCAAAACAAGUCGAUGGUUAAGCCAUCGGUGUCAUCCAAGGCCUCACAGACGGAAAACACUACUUGCGAAAACGUUGUAUACAAGCAAAGAAAAUUUAAUGUAAAAUUAUUCCUCGAGCGACAAUCGUCAAAAAAAAGACGCCCGCCUACGGAAAUGGUAGAGGACAAGAAUGAGGACGAAGUCAGUGACUCUGAUAAAUCGACGUCAUCAUCGUCAACGACAGCAGAAGCAACAUCAGAGACGGAUGCAUCCAUUCCUGUAGCGACAGCGGCAAACAGAAGAAUAAGAAGACGCGUAAAAAUACAAUCGUCAUCCUCAUCUUCGUCGUCGUGAUAUGAAUUAAGAAAAAUGUAAUUAAAAAUACACGUAUUAAUGCAUCAUUUGAAAA
This is a messenger RNA of Nasonia vitripennis (jewel wasp), 2005 nucleotides long. RefSeq lists its product as uncharacterized. Lineage: Eukaryota; Metazoa; Arthropoda; Insecta; Hymenoptera; Pteromalidae. The record is from RefSeq and is a predicted model, not a curated record. The transcript is spliced from 6 exons. The coding region runs from base 33 to 1514 and encodes 493 amino acids.